AUGACCGAACCAACUUCAACGGGGAAGACCAUGACCGGACCCUCACCAAUUGAGCAAAGCGUCGCACAGCAGAUCACACCCCCAAACCCCCUACAGAUUUCACAUCGCGAGAGCGUGUCUCCCUCCCACGGAUCUCAAUCCAAUUCUGCACCCAGUGCAAGUGGAUGCUGCGAGCUGCAUAUUGGCGCUGGUACCGAAGACCGGGGUGUGUUUACGGUUACAAUCUGGUAUUCUGAUCCUGGUAUUGGUACUGCCUCUGGGGGUGAGAGCGGGGUCACUACGCAAGAGCUGAUUCUAUGGGAUCGCAAGAGAGAUGGCGGAUUCCCUGAGGUCAAGGUACUUAAGUCGCUGGUGAGAAAUGUCAUUGCUCCCGAGAGGGAUUUGGGCCAUACGGACCGAGCGUUGAGAAAAAACAAGGAAGAGGUGGAUAAGAACAAGCAGGAGAUUAGGGGGAGGGAAGAAGAAUUGUGA
This is a messenger RNA of Penicillium maclennaniae, 471 nucleotides long. RefSeq lists its product as uncharacterized. Lineage: Eukaryota; Fungi; Ascomycota; Eurotiomycetes; Eurotiales; Aspergillaceae. The transcript is spliced from 3 exons. The record is from RefSeq and is a predicted model, not a curated record. Bases 1 to 471 code for a protein of 156 amino acids.